Messenger RNA from Dromaius novaehollandiae (emu), 805 nucleotides. RefSeq names its product calcium voltage-gated channel auxiliary subunit gamma 1 (gene CACNG1). Gene Ontology annotation, molecular function: voltage-gated calcium channel activity; calcium channel regulator activity. The record is from RefSeq and is a predicted model, not a curated record. Lineage: Eukaryota; Metazoa; Chordata; Aves; Casuariiformes; Dromaiidae. Gene Ontology annotation, cellular component: membrane; L-type voltage-gated calcium channel complex. The transcript is spliced from 4 exons. Gene Ontology annotation, biological process: regulation of calcium ion transmembrane transport via high voltage-gated calcium channel; calcium ion transmembrane transport. The coding region runs from base 1 to 681 and encodes 226 amino acids.
AUGGACGAGAGCAAACCCCUGAAGAUCCGGCUGACUUUCUCCGUCAUCCUGGUCGGCGUCUCGCUCCUCUUCGCCGCCGUAGUGACGGACCACUGGGCCGUGCUGAGCCCCAAAGUGGAGCAGUACAAUGCCACCUGCGAAGCGGCCCACUUCGGGCUGUGGCGGCUCUGCACGAAGCGGAUUUACAUGCAGGAGCAAGGCGCCAAGGAGAAGGGCUGCGGGCCCAUAAGCCUGCCGGGAGAAAGCGACUGCUCCUACUUUAAGCACUUCACUCCAGGAGAGAGCUCAGAGAUAUUUGAAGUAACCACCCAGAAAGAAUACAGCAUUUCAGCUGCAGCCAUCGCCAUCUUCAGUGUUGGCUUCGCAAUCAUCGGAACAAUCUGUGUCCUCUUCUCCUUCAGGAAAAAGAGGGACUAUCUGCUGAAGCCAGCGUCCAUGUUCUACACCUUUGCAGGUCUCUGCAUCAUCAUCUCUGUUGAAGUCAUGAGACAAUCUGUGAAAAGGAUGAUUGACAGCGAGGAGACAGUCUGGAUUGAGUACAGUUACUCCUGGUCUUUUGCCUGUGCCUGUGCUGCCUUCGUCCUGCUCUUCAUCUUUGGAAUUAUUCUCCUUCUGAUCGCCUUGCCUCGCUUCCCCCAAAACCCCUGGGAGACCUGUAUGGAUGCAGAACCAGAGAACUAACGUUCCCACCCCCCGCCCUUGCCUAAAAAGCCAGAAAGUGUUUGGAAAAAAUAUAUAUUUUUUAAAAUGUCUGGAUACCACAAUGCCAUGUGCACUGCCACUCCAUAAACUAAGUCAUUACUGA